GGGUGCUGGGAUUAAGGUGAGUGAUUGCUGGAUCAGUCCCCUGGUUGGAUUAGCAUGGCCCUAAUCUUGGUGGACUGGAUACAAUGUAAGAGACAGAAAGAGGCUUUUCUCAUUUCUCUCUCGAUUGCAUGCUUUUGCUGUCUUCUGCCUGCCAGGGACUGUUUCUCUUCUGUGAUGCCCUCCCCUGCCACACUACCCUGCCCUGGAGCAAGCGACUAUGGACUGAACCUCUAUGAACCGCAAAUGUCAAAGCAGUGGGAGGUUCCCAGGGUAACUCAGGCAGCAGCUUCUUCAGAGAGACCCUCAGGCUCUCAGCGAGAAAUAGGAACCAGGGCCCUAUCAGCAAAUGCUGAAGAUUUCCUGGCUGAAGGCUUGCGGAAUGAGGACCUCAGCGCUGAUGCGUGGAACCACAGGACCCAUAUUCUCCGCGGCUUCCAGCAAAUCAGAACCAGGUACUACUGGGAUACCCCGCCUCCAGGAGAUCGCGGACAAGACAGUUCCGAUGACAAUCUCAGCGGCACUCACGGCCCGCCUCUCACAUCAGACGCCCCCUCGCUGGCAGACUACCAAGAUGAGGGCGCAGACGGCCUCCUGCGGGGCGCCCAGGAGCUGGACAGCGUGCUCAAGCAGGGGUACCUGGAGAAGAAGAGCAAAGAUCACAGCUUCUUCGGGCCGGAGUGGCAGAAGCGCUGGUGCGUGCUCAGCCGGGGCCUCUUCCUGUACUUCGCCAACGAGAAGAGCAAGCAGCCGAAAGGGACCUUCGCCAUGAAGGGCUACAGUGUCAGGAUGGCCCCCCACCUGCGCAGGGACUCCAGGAAGGAGAGCUGCUUUGAGCUGACCUCCGAGGACAGGCGCAGCUACGAGUUUACAGCUGCUAGUCCAGCGGAAGCCAGAGAUUGGGUGGAUCAGAUUAGCUUCCUGUUAAAGGAUCUGAGCUCUUCAACCAUCCCGUACGAAGAAGAGGAGGAAGAAGAGGAGGAGGAAGCGGAAGGGGAAGAGACAUACGAUGAUAUUGAUGGUUUUGAGUCUGCAAAUUCUGCUCCCCAGGGAAGACCCGUUAUCUUGCCUGGGAGCCUGAGGACCGCGGGGUCUACAGAGGAGAAGGAAGAGGAUAUCUACGAAGUCCUCCCAGAUGAAGAGGUUGGCCUAGAAGAGGACGCACGUGGGACCCCGCGAAAAGGAGUGGAUUAUGCCAGUUAUUACCAAGGCCUGUGGGAUUGCCAUGGCAACCAGCCGGAUGAACUGUCCUUCCAACGCGGGGACCUCAUCCGCGUUCUGAGUAAGGAAUACAACAUGUAUGGCUGGUGGGUCGGAGAGCUGAACAGCCUGGUCGGGAUCGUGCCCAAGGAGUAUCUCACCGCUGCCUUCGAUGUGGAGGAUCGAUGAGGCCCAGGACGCGUUCCUCUUCCCUGCCCUGUGGAGAUGCCGAUCAAGAGCUUGGUCCCCUGCUCGCGGCCUGACCCCUCCUCUCUCCUACACCCACUCCUAGCUGCCCCGAGACUGCGCACUGCACCGUGAGACAAGAGGGAAGAGACGCGGCCCCGCACCCACCCCUCCGCCACGCCCGCACC
Chinchilla lanigera (long-tailed chinchilla) is the source of this 1571-nucleotide messenger RNA. It is a transcript of the gene Skap1, whose product is annotated as src kinase associated phosphoprotein 1. Bases 55 to 1386 code for a protein of 443 amino acids. Gene Ontology annotation, cellular component: cytoplasm; plasma membrane. The record is from RefSeq and is a predicted model, not a curated record. NCBI's taxonomy places the organism in Eukaryota, Metazoa, Chordata, Mammalia, Rodentia, Chinchillidae. Gene Ontology annotation, molecular function: protein binding. The transcript has 14 exons.